AUGCCUGAAGAGACAAGAUAUGGUGUGCGGUCCGUGGUGGGUGUUGGAGAGACUGGCUGUGGGAGAAAGAGGAGCAAUGAGAGUGUUGUGACGCCGCCGAAUUCUACGGUGAGGAAAGGUUCGGGUGGGACUUCGAAAGCGCCGCUUUCGCCCGAUCUAUCGUCGCCUAUCGCCUGUACGAGGGCUAAGAAACAAAAGACGGACGGAACACGUUCUAGUGGUAUCGUGACUUUGGAGGAGCUGUUGCAGUCCCUGAAGAGAAGAAGAGAUAACGGGGAAAUGGGCCAAAAACCGCCGUACUCAUACGCAACGUUGAUCGGGCUGGCGAUCCUGCAGUCUCCGGAGGGCAAGCUGACGCUAUCGCAGAUCUACAGCUGGAUUUCGAGCCACUUCCCGUACUAUAGGCAGAAGGACGCUGGCUGGCAGAACUCCAUCAGACACAAUCUGUCGCUGAACGAGGCUUUUGUGAAGACCGAGAAGUCUUGCGACGGAAAGGGCCACUUUUGGGAAGUGAAGUGGGGAGAUGAGAUGAAGUUCUUCAGGGGCGAGACCUCCUCCUACGAAGAAGUGAGGGAAAAGCUACGGGAUAUCGAUCAGUUUUUCGAAUUUGGCACGGGCGAUGGGCAGCCUGUUGACGUGACGAAUCUGCCCUUCAGAGACGGCGACCAGUCGGAUUGCGAAAGUGAAUGUGGGAAUGCUUUGUUACAGAUGAACUCUUCACCCGCGGUAAUGCCCUCUCACGCAAAGUUCACGGUGGCUGACUUUGCCGAACCGGAUUCGCCGCCGCUGCCUGAGGGACAAAAGAAUAACUACAACACUCUGAGCCCGCCCUACUCGUUGAAGAAGUUUCACACAACGCUGGGGCUUCCGAGGGUGCUCUCUGACGACUCGGCAAGCAUAUUCGGCCCAAUCGCAACAACUUCCAGCCAGAACGCAUUCAUGUCGUCGCAUAGCUUCAAGAGAUACACCUGCUCGUUCAAUUCCAGCUUUGAGGAGGCGUCGCCGUUGGCGGAAAAUUACUCAAGUGACACUUUGUUGGAUCCGGUUUGCACUGAACGAUUAGGCGUCCCAGCGACCGGCCUAGAUGGCUCGCGAGACAAGCAACCAGAUAACUCAAGCAUUCAAAACCAGCAAAUGGAUAUUCUCCGAACUCCUAGCACAUCGCAGCAACAAGGCGUCCUGAGAACACCGUGCAGAUUCAUAACGACGCCGAAGGACGGCAACACCUCGCUGAAAAAAUGGCAAACUCCAUCACAUCUCUUCGAGGAUCUGUACUGCUCGCCAAUACUCAAUGGCUUUGCGGGCACGUCGUCAAAUCAGCCGGCAGGCGCAACCGCAACCGAACUGGCUUCUGCCAAGCGAAUGCCAGGAUAUGAUGGCGCUCCAGGUCUCAGUAGAACGAAACUCUCUGCCGGUGGAUUAUUCGGAGUAGAUCUCUAUUCACUGUGGAAGCGAGCCACGCAGGAUCAGGCAGUUUCGAUUGCAGACCACAACGCAUCGCUCGAUGGAGCAUUAGAGCUGAGCGCAACAGCUUCUCAAGAAGAUACUGAAGUGCAGGAUAAGGAAAAAGAGAACAGGAGAAGGAGUUAG
Molecule: messenger RNA, 1590 nt
Organism: Torulaspora globosa
Lineage: Eukaryota; Fungi; Ascomycota; Saccharomycetes; Saccharomycetales; Saccharomycetaceae
Gene: HCM1
Product: Hcm1p
Exons: 1
Coding region: 1-1590 (529 amino acids)
Biological process (GO): regulation of transcription by RNA polymerase II
Molecular function (GO): RNA polymerase II cis-regulatory region sequence-specific DNA binding; DNA-binding transcription factor activity, RNA polymerase II-specific
Source: RefSeq, a predicted model, not a curated record